AUGGUAGUCAUACAUGCACUAGAACUAGAAUUUCUCAAGAUCAUGCCAAGCAUGAUUGUAGAGGUGAUAAAGCCAUUGGUUGAAGCUGAUCCUUUGAAAGUGAAAUCUGUAAUUGCUGAAGUGCAGUCAAAAUUCAAUUAUACGACAAGUAACCGCAAAUCAUGGCUCGCGAAGCAAAAGGCAAUUGCAAACCUUUUUGGUGGUUGGGAAGCUUCUUAUGAAGCUUUGCCGUCGUGGUUUGAAGCAAUGGUACAAAAAGAUCCAUCAGCAGCAGUCGAGAUUGAAACUGCACCAGCAUACCAAGGGGAUGAGGUAGUCCAUGAUGUAAGGAUACUGACGCGGGUAUUUUGGAGCUUUUAUCCUUGCAUCAGAGCAUUUAGGAGCUGCAAGCCAAUCGUACAGGUGGAUGGGACACAUCUGUACGGGAAAUAUAAAGGAGCUCUACUAGUUGCAGUUUCUCAGGAUGGCAAUGGCAAUAUUGUGCCUCUUGCAUUUGCCGUUGUUAAGGGUGAGACUUCUGAUACAUGGCACUUCUUUCUUACUCAUUUACGCACACAUGUGGUGACUCGAGAUGGUGUUGGGCUUAUCUCUGAUCGUCACGAAUCUAUUACCUCAGCAAUAGCUCGUAGUAAUGGAUCAUGGGAACCUCCAAGAGCUAUCCGAAUGUUUUGUAUUAGGCACAGAGCAUCCAACUUUUUGAGGAAUUUCAAGGCACCGUAUUUACAAAAGCUGAUAGUCAAUAUGGGCUAUUGUAGGACUGUGCGUGAAUUUAAUGUGCAGUAUGCAAGAUUGCGUGAACGUGGUGAGGCUUACACGCGAUGA
Arachis duranensis is the source of this 822-nucleotide messenger RNA. RefSeq lists its product as uncharacterized. The transcript is spliced from 2 exons. Lineage: Eukaryota; Viridiplantae; Streptophyta; Magnoliopsida; Fabales; Fabaceae. The coding region runs from base 1 to 822 and encodes 273 amino acids. The record is from RefSeq and is a predicted model, not a curated record.